This is a messenger RNA of Drosophila gunungcola (fruit fly), 1346 nucleotides long. RefSeq lists its product as uncharacterized. Gene Ontology annotation, molecular function: DNA binding. Gene Ontology annotation, cellular component: nucleus; transcription regulator complex. NCBI's taxonomy places the organism in Eukaryota, Metazoa, Arthropoda, Insecta, Diptera, Drosophilidae. Gene Ontology annotation, biological process: regulation of transcription by RNA polymerase II. The record is from RefSeq and is a predicted model, not a curated record. The transcript is spliced from 2 exons. Bases 220 to 1251 code for a protein of 343 amino acids.
CAGUGGGAUUUUAACGCUCAGUUUUGGUUGCGCGGCCGCUGCGAGCAGUUGUUGCUGGACUUGCUGCGUUCGCCCCCCAAUUUUGUUUUCUACGCCCCACUGUUUUCUCCCCCUUUGGUUGCGCCCCUGAACGCGUGUGGUUUACGUUAGAGAGAAAGAGAGUGAGAGAGAGAGCGAGCAAUCUACGGCAAUCGACGUGCAGGAGAGCGGGACGGAGGCAUGUGCUGGGUCACAAUGGCACGCAAGGACGAUCCCGUUUUUAACGUGCGGUUCGUGCAAUUCGUCGAAAAUCAGCCCUGUUUGUGGAAUUAUACGCAUCCGGGGUACAGCAAAAAGGAGGAGGUGCAGAGGGCGUGGCAGCAGGUGGCCAAUGAGAUCAAGGACACGGUGCGCAACUGUCGCGAGAGGUGGCGCACCAUUAGGAGCAGCUUCCUCCGAUCCUUGAAGCUGGCUCGCACACAAACGGGCCGCGGCAAGCGCAAAUACUACCUGUCCAAGUACCUGCAGUUCCUCAUUCCCUACACCAAGUCCCGUUCCUGCCACAAGCAGCUGCCGGCGGGGACCGCACCUGGUAACAAUUCCGCGGCUGGGAUGGUGCUCCGAAAGCCAGGCAAUACCUCCAGUGGCAUGGCCAUGUAUCAGCAGGAUCCAAAUCAGCAGGAUGAUGACGAGGAGGCCAAGGAGAGUGACAGCGAACUGCCGCUGGAUGUGCAGGUUUCCGAGGAGGAGGAGGCGGAGGACCAUUCAAGGCGGGAUACGGAUCGGGAUCAGAAUCGGGAUCAGGAACAACAGCAACCCACCGCCUGUCUGCCGGUCCGCCUUCAAGCCAUCAAAGUGGAGCAGCCCUCCCUCAAUCCACAUGCGAAUGCCCAGCUGGACAGGCUCGUGGGCCAUCAUCCGUCGCUGGUCUCAGUGCCCGCCGCUGCAUUGGGUAACCACCUGGACUGGACGGAUCUGACGCAGUGGUUCAAGGGCAACGCCAAUGGCAAUGGCAAUGGCAACGGCAACAGCAGUCACCUUAGCCACCUGAAUCCACACAAGUUAGCAACACCACCGCCACCGCCGGCCACGCCAGCGUUGGGAGCCUUGACCGGAGGACCCAUGUCCAUUCCUUCGCCACCAGAUGCCGACUACUCGUUUCUGAUCAGCCUGCAUCCGUACCUUAAGGAGAUGAGCGGCAAGCAGAACCGACGAUUUCGCCAGAAAGUCAUCGGCCUCAUCGACAAUGUCCUGGAUAACAUAGAUGUCUAGUUUGGGAAAUAGUCUACACAGGGAAAAAGUCAUAACAGUUGGAACAGUGAUAGGCAUUAAACAAAAAUAUCAUUCGAAACGGGUUCUUAAAACUA